AUGGCAAAAGAAACACCCAGUCUCAGCAGGUUCAUCCUCAUUCUCUUUACUUUGCUCCGCCGAUUCUCUGCUUGUCUCAAGCAGCUUCUGUUCACAGUGAACAUUAUCCAUGCCUCGGAUGAACAGAAGGCACAGGUCUCACUCGCAGAAAUCAAUGGCGGGUACCUCCCGAGGAUGAACUCGGUCUUUCGGCACUUGGAGCAGGGGCUGAGCAGGAAUCCGAGCGGUUGGGCGGUAAUCUGCUUGCACCAACAGGCAGAUCAUCUGUCUGACGUUCUGCAACCUCCAAGAUGCCACAAAUGUCUCACAAGUGGUAAUUUGGCAGACAGUGACGUGUCUGCCCCCAUUGACUGCUUGGCCAUCACGUAUGAGCAGCUUGACGGAACGGCGCAAAAGCUGGCAGCCGGCCUGCUUUCAGCAAAUGCUCGGCCAGGAUCAUCUACGUUAUUGAUGCUCAUCCCGAACGGGGUCGAGUAUGCGCUUCUGACGUGGUGCUGCGUCCUGCUGAAAAUCACCUAUGUAUGCGUCGACCCCGACAUUGUCAGCGUGUCCGGAUAUCGCGGGUUGAGAGACAUUAUGAGGAGCGUCAGGCCGUCAAUCGUGGUGACCGCGGGGCUCACGCAAGCAGCAGUGCUGGAUAUCGCGAUUGACGAUCUGAAUCUCGCACCACCCAUCCGGGUCUCAUUAGGCGGUAAACCGUCUAAGGGCUGGCGAUCGUUCAGAGACAUGAUCAUCCGCGGUGCCUCGCAUGGAAGUGAGAUUGACACGUCCAAACUUCGCGAAGCAGGGGCACAUGACGAUCUUAACCGCAUCAACUCCAUCAUCUUCACUUCGGGCACGUCGGGGAUUCCCAAGGGUUGUCCCCUGCGUGUAGCGAGCAUGUGUCAGAUCCUGGAAUCUCAGUCCUGGCUCGUCAACGAAUCCAACUCGGCUCGAGCACUGCAAGCGGCGCACAACUCCCGGGGCAUCGCAGCGUUUCAGACAUUGCAGACGUGGAGAGCAGGUGGUGCGGUCGUCAUGCUCUCCAAGAGCUGCGACAUCCAAGAGAUGACGCAAGCGCUGAGAAACCACGCACCGACAUUCAUCGCAGUGUCUCCGUCCAUGGCGUCGGCGAUUCGAGAAGAGAUGACGAUGGAUCCGUUCAUCGCGGACUCGGUCAAGACCGUCCAGGUCGGAGGCGAAGCCGUAACCAUCGGCGCCAUGGAAGAAUGUUCGGCCUUGUUCCCGUCCGCAAAGGUCUGUGUCAACCACGGCAUGACUGAAGGGGGCGGCUCGUUCUACUGGCCCUUCUUCGAUACUCCGCUGGACCAGAUUUCACGGUUCGGAGAAUUGUGCCCCAUUGGCGCCGUGGCCCCUGGCUCGGCCGUGCGGAUCUGGAGCACGUCAGUACAGCGUGUCGCCCAGAGAGGCGAGGUCGGCGAGCUACACAUCCGUGGUGGCAGUCUGCUGCGUCAAUAUAUGGGCGGCAGAUCGCCAGGCUCGUUCCGCGACGAUGAUUGUGGUCAUUGGUUAGUGACAGGCGACACAGCCAUGAUUGAUCGAGAAGGUCUGGUAUUCAUUCUUGGCCGUUCAAAAGACAUGAUUGUUGGCACCGCCGGGAUCAUCGUCCCUGUGGCUAUCGAGACUGUCAUUCAGAAAUAUCUAGGCGGGGCGCAGGCAGCCGUGCUUUCGAUCCAACAUCCUACACGAGGACAAGUGCCUGUGGCCAUCAUCAAAGAGUACGCUCGUCGCACGGGCCCCGAGAUCAUGUCGCAUGUGACGACUAUCCUCGGCCAGACAUAUCUCUUAGCUGGAGUCGUGUCUCUCAAGCAGCUUGGAUUGACGGACUUCCCAAGAAACGGCAGUGGAAAGGUGUCCAAACCCGACUUGGAAGCGGCUUUGCAGAAACGGUUCGGAUCGAACGUGCCAAAAGUUGCUUGA
This is a messenger RNA of Cladophialophora yegresii CBS 114405, 1920 nucleotides long. RefSeq lists its product as uncharacterized. The record is from RefSeq and is a predicted model, not a curated record. The transcript has 2 exons. NCBI's taxonomy places the organism in Eukaryota, Fungi, Ascomycota, Eurotiomycetes, Chaetothyriales, Herpotrichiellaceae. Gene Ontology annotation, biological process: fatty acid metabolic process. Bases 1 to 1920 code for a protein of 639 amino acids. Gene Ontology annotation, molecular function: medium-chain fatty acid-CoA ligase activity.